AUGGAUGAUCAUCGCAGACUGCUGGAUUUCUCCCGGAGGCCCCAGAUAAUCUUACACCGAAUAGAUUGCCUGCAGUGUAACAUUUAUUACCAGGAGAGGAGAUCCACUCUGGACCAGGAGGAGUUGGAACCUCUGCAGGUGAAACAAGAACAGGAAGAGCCUGAAGAUCAUCAGAUAAAAGAAGAGCAGGAGGAUCUAAAACACCAGCAGAUAAAAGUGGAAGAGAAAGAAAUUUACUGCAGUCAGGGUGAAGAACAGAUUGAAUUAAAACAGGAGACUGAUACCUGCAUGGUGGUUCCUGUUGAUGAGCAAACAGACCACACUGAAUCAGAACCAAACAGGAACCAAGUCAUCUUCCAGGAAGCUGCUGAAGCUGAGAACCAAAAUCAAGAAAGAAGAAAACCUUUCUCAUGUGACAUCUGUGAAAAGCGUUUGACUUUCAAAUCUGUUUUUGAUGCUCAUAUGAGAACUCAUACGGGUGAAAAGCCGUUUACAUGUGUGACCUGUGGAAAAAGUUUUACUCAAAAACAUGUUUUAACUCGGCACAUGAUGAUUCACACUGGUGAAAAGCCGUUUUCAUGUGUGACAUGUGGAAAAAGAUUUAGUGGAAAAUCUAAUUUAUCUCAGCACAUGAGGAUUCACACAGGUGAAAAGCUGUUUUCAUGUGUGAAUUGUGGAAAAUGUUUUAGUCAUAAACACGUUUUAACUCGGCACAUGAUGAUUCACACUGGUGAAAAGCUGUUUUCAUGUGUGACCUGUGGAAAAAGUUUUACUAAAAAACAUGAUUUAACUCAUCAUGUCAUGAUUCAUACUGGCGAAAAGCCGUUUUUAUGUGUGACCUGUGGGAAAAGUUUUCUUCAAAAACGGAAUUUAUCUCGGCACAUGAUGAUUCAUACUGGUGAAAAGCCGUUUUCAUGUGUGAAUUGUGGAAAAUGUUUUAGUCAAAAACACGAUUUAACUCGGCACAUGAUGAUUCAUACUGGUGAAAAGCCGUUUUCAUGUGUGACCUGUGGGAAAAGUUUUUGUCAAAAACACAAUUUAUCUAUUCACAUGAGGACUCACACUGGUGAAAAGCCUUUUUCAUGUGGAAACUGUGGAAAUGGUUUUUUUUACAAACUUAGUUUAACUCAGCACAUGAUGACUCACAGAGGCGACAAGCCGUAGCAGUGUUUUACAUGUGUGUCCUAUGUUGAGCUUCACUAUUAAAUUGAUUUGGUUAAAAACUAGAAUUAAAGACUGGAGAGAUUUCAUGUCUAUAAAACAUCUUGACAUUAGGAUACGUAGAGAUGUGAAGCAAUUUCCUUGAGAGAUGCUUUGUUUUUUUUCUGGCAUAUUCUGUAGCAACAAUAAUGACAAACUGUAUUGUUGUUAUAUAAACCGUUCAAUAAAAUGACAUGGAUUAUAACAAAAUUGGGUGAUAAAUUGUACUAG
Molecule: messenger RNA, 1431 nt
Organism: Xiphophorus maculatus (southern platyfish)
Lineage: Eukaryota; Metazoa; Chordata; Actinopteri; Cyprinodontiformes; Poeciliidae
Product: gastrula zinc finger protein XlCGF8.2DB-like
Exons: 2
Coding region: 1-1164 (387 amino acids)
Biological process (GO): central nervous system development; regulation of transcription by RNA polymerase II
Cellular component (GO): nucleus
Molecular function (GO): DNA-binding transcription factor activity, RNA polymerase II-specific; RNA polymerase II cis-regulatory region sequence-specific DNA binding
Source: RefSeq, a predicted model, not a curated record